GCGGCCGCGCCCCGAUAACAGGAAGUGCGUCAUCAACGACCGGAAGUGCGGCGGAGACCAUCAGGGCGGCGACCGUAGACAUAACGGGACCGGGACAAGCGGAAGUGCUGAGGUUGUAUCUGUGCGGAGAAUGAUCGGCGUCCUUCAGAUACCCCAGUUUUCCAGUAACGAUGUCCGGACCGUUGACUGAGAAGACCCCCAUGUCCGGCCUCACCCUCAGCCUCCUCACCUCCCACAAUGACCUCCUGUCUUCAAAGAGUCGUCAGAUCUAUGCCCACACUGACCUGCAGAGUGCCAUGGGCUUGGUGAGCGCAGAACUGGGCUGCGGGGCCCCAUCAGACCGCACCAACCCAAAAUGGCUGAAAGAAGGCCAGAACCACCUACGUAAGGCGGCAGAGCACGAGAAAGAAGAUCAGAAUUGCAACCCAAAUCCGGAGCGAACCAACAAGGACUGGACCAACCGGAACCAAGAGAAGGACGAGAAGAGGACGGAGGAACUGGAGGUGUCGGCGCUCAACUGCGUCAACCGCAGCAGCAUAAACCUGUCCCCUCUGCUCAUCCAAGACGGAGAAGAGGAUGAUGAAGAUGACCUGACCCCGGCCCAGAGUGAAGUAACCGACCCUAUCACCACCGAGACCUCUGAGCUCAGCUCAGAAUUGGCGCAGGACAACGGGAAGGCCAGAGAGACCGGACGCAGCGCCAGCCUCCUCUUCGGCAUGAGGAACACCGGAGGAAGCGAUGAGGAUUCCAGCUGGGCCACCCUGUCCCAAGGAAGCCCGUCCUAUGGUUCCCCUGACGACACAGAUUGCUUCUGGCCACGGAACGCCCUGGAUGUGGACUCUGAUCUGCCCUCGGGGUGGAUGCGGGUGCAGGACACCUCAGGAACCUACUACUGGCACGUACCUACUGGGACCACACAAUGGGAGCCGCCCUCAGAUCUGGGCAGUGGAGAGCCAAAGAUAUACUCGCCCUCCACCGAGCAGAUGCCCACAGAGGAGGAAAUCUCACAGGAGGAGAUGGCGGACUACAGCGAGGCCGAAGAGGUGACCUUCCACAUCAACACCCUGAGCCUAAGCUCUAUUGACUCUUCAGAAGAAAAGGGGCCACAUCUGCCCUCUGAUUCAGGGCCCCAGAGGUUCCCGGUUUGCUCCCUUGGUUGGGUGGAGAUGACGGAGGAGGACUUGGCCCCGGGCCGCAGCAGUGUGGCCGUGAAUAGCUGCAUCCGACAAUUAUCUGUUCACAACCAGAGUCUGACACAGGGGAAGGAGAUGCUUCUGGUGCUGGAUGAGGACUCUCUGAAGCUCUACGACUCCUCCGGGCAGACAUUACUGCACUCGCAGCCCAUCGUCAGUAUCCGGGUGUGGGGUGUGGGCAGAGAUGAUGGCAGGGAUUUCGCCUACGUGGCCAGAGACAAGCUGACGCAGCUACUGAAGUGUCACGUGUUCCAAUGCGCGAUGCCGGCCAAGGCUAUAGCGACGGGUCUGCACGCCGUCUGCUCCCGGAUAAUGGCUGAAAGGCGGACAACACGAUCCCUCAUGGACAGCCUGUUCCUGGACCAGUCCCGGCUGGUGGACGUCCCUUUCCAAGUGGAGUUUCCAGCCCCAAAGAAUGAGCUUGUCCAGGGCUUCCAGGUCUUCUACUUGGGAAACGUCUCCGUAGCUAAACCUGUGGGAAUGGACGUGAUAAACAACACUCUGCUGACUGCUGUGAACACCGACCGCACCAACUGGACCCCAGUCACUGUUAAUGUGGCCUCAGCUACUGUGACGGUCUUGCAUCAACAGACGGAGGAGACGCUCAGUGAGUGCCGCGUUCGCUUUCUGUCCUUUAUGGGGGUUGGACGUGAUGUUCACACUUUUGCUUUCAUCAUGGCGGAGGCCCCGGGAAUCUUCAUCUGUCACAUGUUCUGGUGUGAACCCAACGCUGCUCAUCUGUCCGAGGCCGUCCAGGCCGCCUGCAUGCUGCGAUAUCAGAAGUGCUUGGAUGCGCGACCUCAGACCAUCUCCUGCCUCCCCGCCCCUCCCGACUCCGUUGCCCGCCGGGUUGGCUCCAGUGUCCGAAGAGGAGUGCAGUCCCUUUUUGGCUCCUUUAAGCCCAAGCGUCCUGGGGGGCAGAUACCUUGACUUUGCGGUGACAUCUGCCCCUGGCUCUACACUGUUUGCCCCUCUCUCUGAUUUAUCCAACAGACCUGGGUGCAGCAUGUACGUCCAUUAGUCUUGUUUCUCGCUAAUUGUAAGGGCAGAAUAGACACUACAGUGAUUGGGUUACCUCUGGAAUACUGGGACCCUUUAUGAGGCCUUAUGAAGAGCAAUAAGGCAAUGGGAAGCAGCCAGGGGAUUGUGGUCCUUUGGCAGCCCCUUCCUCCCCGCUCCUUCGGGAGGUUGUUUUCGUGCUUGUUUAGAUAAUGUGUCUUUGUGGUGUAACGUCUAACACAUUAAUAAUAUCAGUCGCGUGUAGCCGUAAUAAUCCUGGACGUGUUCUAAACUGUUCCCACAUGACAUCCUCUGGACGGAUCACUAGACCUUGUGAUCUUGAAGCACGGCGUCCGCCUUCCAUUGUUUUCUGUUUUCGUGCCGGCCUCUCGACUGGAGAACGGUCUUUGUUCUGGUUGAUGGCUCGGAGACUUGGGUGGUCGUCUGGGGGGCCCGAUGACUUAUGCCGCCUCUUACGGUCAGCUGGCUAUGUGGACCAGAACAGUGGCUGCUCUCACUGAGCAGUUCAGAGGCCAGUAAUAUAACAGGUAUCAGUGGUGGCCGAUCCCAUUAACCUACCAUCCUCGACUACUGUCAGUCACAGCGAUCCCGGACAAACCCCCAACUGGUGCUGAACCACCAUAGAACCAUUGACAUCCACAUCAAGUCGGUUAGUGGUGCCGCCAUCCCUCUCUGUGAUUGGUGUGACCCCUAAGGUGGAUACCCCCAUCUAUUGUUUAUGGGCUGACAGUAGGUGCUUUGGACCUUGGUCCAGUUAACACUCCCGGUGUGCGCUCAUCUCACUAUGAUUGUUGGAUAACACAGCACUAGAUCAUGUCUCUGCUGCUCUCUGUGUGAUAACACUAUACUUGAUGAAUGGACAACUGUUUGCUGAUCAUCUCUUUUUGCAUGUUCCGUGGAGCGGUGUGUGUGCGGGGUCACAUGGAUUGUAGCAGGACAUGUCUUCUUCAGGUCAGGACUGGGCGAUGUGUCCACAAUUGUUGUUCUAUAUCUCUAGCAUUUGGCAGAGAGUAGAGUUUAUUGCUGGCUCUGAGAUCCCAUAAUGUUCUUUACGGUUGUAUUUAUUGUACUUUAUUUUCUUUGUAUAAUUUAAUAUGUUUUGAUAUUGAUUGAUUUUUUUUUUGGGACGCAGCCAUGAAUCCUGACCUGAUUUUUGAGAAGUUUUGUUCCUGCUGAUAGUCUUUCCACUGUGUAUGUGAGAUGUCACGCUGCAUACGGUGAUGAUACGUGUGAUCUUAUCAGUGCUCCCUGCGGAGUGUGGACAUAAGUACGUGGCUAUGUGUGACCUGCUGUUCAUGGAACUCGUAUUGUGUGACUGGUUUAUGUGACCAGCUUUACCAGUUUUAUGGCUGCGGUAUGGAAUGAGUUAAUAGAACAAGCUUGUGUAUGAGUGUUCUGUGGAGUCCCCGGAUCAUGCACCUGUGCAUCAUCUGAACCCUGCGGUGUCCUCACAACAUGCACCUGUGCAUCAUCUGAACCCUGCGGUGUCCUCACAACAUGCACCUGUGCAUCAUCUGAACCCUGCGGUGUCCUCACAACAUGCACCUGUGCA
Hyla sarda is the source of this 3765-nucleotide messenger RNA. It is a transcript of the gene APBB1, whose product is annotated as amyloid beta precursor protein binding family B member 1. Gene Ontology annotation, biological process: regulation of DNA-templated transcription. The transcript is spliced from 14 exons. Gene Ontology annotation, cellular component: cytoplasm; nucleus. The coding region runs from base 171 to 2123 and encodes 650 amino acids. Gene Ontology annotation, molecular function: transcription factor binding; amyloid-beta binding. Lineage: Eukaryota; Metazoa; Chordata; Amphibia; Anura; Hylidae. The record is from RefSeq and is a predicted model, not a curated record.